AUGGGAGGCAACUAUUCCGCUAUGGAUCCGAUGGAAGUGCCUGUGCCUGAGAUAGAGGUUUUAUUUCAAAGAGAUGGUUAUUUAAAACCUUAUGAACGUGAAAUUCGCCGCAGGUAUGGCUGCUUCAGAGACUUGUGGGACAAAAUCGAGUCUUGGGAGGGGGGGCUGGAUGGAUUCACAAAGGGAUACAAAUAUUUUGGACCACAAUACAACUCUGAUGGGUCGGUGACGUGGAGAGAAUGGGCGCCUGGAGCUCACUCCUUACACUUACAGGGGGAAUUUAACGGCUGGAACUCAAAGAGUCAUCCUUUUAAGAAACUAGAGUUCGGCAAAUGGGAGCUGCACAUACCGGCUACCUCUGACGGCUCCUGUCCCUUAAAGCACGACAGCCGAGUACAAAUCAUAGUCAAUGAAAACCUGUACAGGAUAUCACCGUGGGCCAGCUAUGUCAAGCCAUUCGAGGGGUUCACAUACCAACACUUUAUAUACAAACCUGAACACCCGUAUCAAUUCAAGCAUAGUAAAGUAGAUAAGCCGAAGUCCCUACGGAUUUAUGAGUGCCAUGUAGGCAUCGCAACACCAGAAGGCAAAGUUGGAACUUACAACGAAUUUAAGGAAAAUGUCCUGCCUAGGAUUAAGAAUCAAGGUUAUAAUGCAAUACAACUUAUGGCCAUAAUGGAACAUGCAUACUACGCGUCAUUCGGAUACCAGGUCACAAGUUUUUUCGCUGCUAGCAGUCGUUACGGUACGCCUUGCGAGCUGAAGCAGCUGGUGGAUCGAGCGCACGAGCUCGGCCUGUACGUACUCCUCGACGUGGUGCACUCGCACGCCUCUAAGAACACCCUGGACGGACUCAACGAGUUCGACGGCACCAACUCCUGCUACUUCCACGAUGGAGCGAGAGGCACUCACUCAUUGUGGGACAGUAGGCUGUUUAAUUAUUCCGAAACAGAAGUUUUAAGGUUCCUGCUAUCAAACCUUAGGUGGUAUCAAGAAGAAUAUCAGUUCGAUGGAUUCAGGUUCGACGGCGUUACCUCCAUGCUGUAUCACAGCCGUGGUAUAGGGCAGGGCUUCUCUGGACAUUACGACGAGUACUUCGGCUUGAAUGUCGACACUGAAGCGUUAGUUUACCUUAUGCUUGCCAAUGAGAUCGUACACAAGAUUGAUAACAGAGCUAUUACCAUUGCUGAGGAUGUAUCAGGAAUGCCCGCAUCUUGCCGCCCGUUAAAAGAAGGUGGCACCGGCUUUGAUUACCGACUAGGUAUGGCGAUCCCCGAUAUGUGGAUCAAGCUGCUGAAAGAGGAGCGUGACGAGGACUGGAAGAUGGGGCACAUUGUUCACACCCUCACGAACAGGAGGUGGAUGGAAGGCACUGUAGCGUACGCUGAGAGUCACGAUCAGGCGCUGGUGGGCGACAAGACGAUCGCGUUCUGGCUGAUGGACGCGGCCAUGUACACGCACAUGUCGACGCUGAGCGCGCCCAGCGCCGUGGUGGAGCGCGGCAUGGCGCUGCACUGCAUCAUCCGCCUGCUCACGCACGCGCUCGGCGGGGAGGCCUACCUCAACUUCAUGGGUAACGAAUUCGGUCACCCAGAAUGGUUGGACUUCCCACGCGCCGGUAACAACUCGUCAUACCACUACGCACGUCGACAAUUCAACCUAGUCGAUGAUGAACUGCUUAAAUACAAGUUCUUGAACUUAUUCGACAAAGAUAUGAACGAUUUAGAAAACAAAUAUGGAUGGUUAAGUUCUAAUCCGGCCUAUGUAUCAUGUAAACACGACGGUGACAAAGUGAUCGCAUUCGAGCGCGCCGGUCUGUUAUUCGUGUUCAAUUUCCACCCUUACCAGAGCUUCACUGACUACAGGAUCGGCGUGGACGUGGCUGGCAACUAUAAGGUGAUAAUGUGUUCAGAUAGCAAGAGGUAUAACGGUCACGGCCGAGUAGAGCCAGAUAAAGACGUUCAUCCCACUCAAGGUAUUCCCUGGGGUAACAGGAAUGAUUCUGUGCAGGUUUACAUCCCUUCCCGUACAGCAAUUGUCUACGCACGAGUGAACUAA
Arctia plantaginis is the source of this 2058-nucleotide messenger RNA. The record is from the annotation of a GenBank genome assembly. NCBI's taxonomy places the organism in Eukaryota, Metazoa, Arthropoda, Insecta, Lepidoptera, Erebidae.